This is a messenger RNA of Histoplasma capsulatum G186AR, 2391 nucleotides long. RefSeq names its product RING finger domain-containing protein. The transcript is spliced from 4 exons. Gene Ontology annotation, cellular component: ubiquitin ligase complex; cytoplasm. The coding region runs from base 311 to 1855 and encodes 514 amino acids. The record is from RefSeq and is a predicted model, not a curated record. Lineage: Eukaryota; Fungi; Ascomycota; Eurotiomycetes; Onygenales; Ajellomycetaceae. Gene Ontology annotation, molecular function: ubiquitin protein ligase activity; zinc ion binding; ubiquitin conjugating enzyme binding. Gene Ontology annotation, biological process: protein polyubiquitination; positive regulation of proteasomal ubiquitin-dependent protein catabolic process; ubiquitin-dependent protein catabolic process.
CGGAAACGCCCCUACAAGUUAGAAUAAAUAGACUCGCUUUCAUUCUGCGUAUAACACUCCCUCCAUUUUCAUCCCCAAGUGACCUUCAACGCUCUUCACCACGCCUCCCCAAGUAAGGAAAAGAAAAGCGCUGCAGGCAGGGGUCGAAUACACAAUCAAGGACUCGAGAUCAACAGGCACGGGACUUGAUAGGGUUCCUGUUCAGAAGAGGGUCCGGCAGGCCCUCGAGGAUUCGGGUGGCCCGUCUCCCGCCACUCAGCAGAAGGUCGUUGAUCUUGCAACGCCAGCUACAACAGCAACGACUGCCAGUAUGGACUCCGAAGAUGACUUCAUAAGUGACGGCUCGAGUCAAGGCGAUAUACUUGAUAUGCAGGGGAGUGAUGACGAGAGCCUUGGGGACGAUUUUGGUGAUGACGAUGGCCUUGGCGGCUCCUUUUACGAUAAGGAAAUUGUCAAGCAAACCCGAAAACCCUUUGAGGUUGAGUUUAAGGUCUUGAGUCCAGAUGAUAUCAAACGGGAACAAAACGCUCAAAUAAACGAGGUUUCUUCAAUACUUGGCCUACCUCCAGAAUCAGCAGCUAUCCUGCUGCGAUUUGGCCGUUGGAACAGGGAGAAGUUAAUCGAGUCAUACAUGGAGGACCACGAUAGAAUACAGGAAGAAGCCGGUAUUGGCUCGGCCUUUUCAGGUACUCCAAAGACAGAGGUCACCCCUGGAUUCAUGUGCGAUAUUUGUUGUGAGGACGGGCCAGACAUGGAGACGUAUUCCAUGCGUUGUGGUCAUCGGUUUUGUGUUGAAUGUUAUCGCCAUUACCUUGGCCAGAAAAUUGGAGAGGAAGGAGAGGCUGCGAGAAUACAGUGUCCCCAGAGCAACUGCCAUCGCAUUGUCGACUCGAAAACGUUGGACUUGCUGGUGACAGACGAUCUACGGGACAGAUAUCAUCUUCUUCUAAUGCGGACCUAUGUGGACGACAAAGAAAACCUGAAAUGGUGUCCUGCCCCAAACUGCGAAUUUGCAAUAGACUGUCCGGUGAAGAGACGCGAGCUUAAUCGCAUCGUCCCAACCGUUCAAUGUAGUUGCAACCAUAGUUUUUGCUUCGGCUGCACCCUUAAUGACCACCAACCUCCACCCUGUUCACUUGUCAAAAAAUGGCUAAAAAAAUGUAAAGACGACUCUGAGACGGCGAACUGGAUAUCUGCCAACACCAAGGAAUGUCCAAAAUGUGCAUCCACAAUCGAGAAAAAUGGUGGCUGUAAUCAUAUGACCUGUCGAAAAUGCAAGCAUGAGUUCUGCUGGAUGUGUAUGGGACCUUGGUCUGAACAUGGGACUAGUUGGUACAACUGCAACCGCUUCGAGGAAAAGUCAGGAGCGUCAGCUCGCGAUGCACAGGCGCGUUCAAGACAAUCACUUGAACGCUACCUCCACUACUACAACCGAUACGCAAACCACGAGCAAUCUGCGAAACUGGACAAAGACCUUUACCUCAAAACCGAGAAGAAGAUGACUAGCUUGCAGUCACAAUCAGGGAUGUCGUGGAUCGAGGUUCAAUUCCUCGAUACCGCAUCACAGGCCCUUCAGCAAUGUCGACAAACCUUGAAAUGGACGUAUGCCUUUGCUUUCUACCUUGCACGCAAUAAUCUGACGGAGAUCUUCGAGGAUAAUCAGAAAGAUCUGGAAAUGGCGGUUGAAAGUCUUAGCGAGAUGUUCGAGAGACCCAUCGAUCAGCUGUCCGCGCUGAAAGUCGAUAUCCUGGACAAAACUGCUUAUUGCAACAAGAGGCGCAUGAUUCUGUUGAGUGAUACUGCGGAGAACCUGAAGAACCAGGAAUGGACCUUCACCGUUGAUUUGAACGAUUAAAUUUGUACAACUCGUUCAAAUCAAUAUCGCCAAGCCAAAUCUCGAGAUCCCGGUCGGUUUUCAUGCGUUCUAUGAAUUAGUUUAAUAUUUCGUUUUUAAUAUUUCAACUAUUCCCUUCCUCUCUUCUAUUUUCCUAAGUUCCUUCCCUUGUUUCCAUUUUUCUCCAUUUUUGUUUCUUUCCGCAUGUUUUAUUCCUAGCUUAGCUUUGAUAUUCGCAGGUAGAAAGUUAGAAAGUAUCAUUGAGGUGUGGUUCGAUGGACGGACCCUUUUUUCCUUCUUUUCUUCUUUACUCUUGACUUCAUACUUUGAUGAUGCUUCGAUGUACGCAUACGUAUGCAUAGCGCAAUUACAGAUCUUAGAAAACACGCAGAGUUAGGGUUUACUGUGGGUUGGGGAUGGGCAAAUUCUCCUUUCAUUUCGUCUUCAUGCAUGGCAUUUCAACCUGGUUUCAUUAUUUAUUUAUGCGAUAACAGCUUAAACGCACAACCAUGGCAUUCUUUAUCAUAGCGCUAUCGUCACAUCUUAUUUACCUUGCC